CUGAGUUUAUUCCCAUCACCGUUCACAUAUCCCUUAUCAUAUUCCCGUUCCCACCAUGUAUCAGAGCACUCGUCACCUCGAUAAGAACUGCACUCCGGUUGUAAAAAUAAAUACAUUUGUAUGUACACAUUUUUCCUUAUCGAAAUUCGGUUGUAUUAUAUCUGAGCCUAGAAUCCUUGUGCCUCGCGUUUCGUCUUUAUCCUACCGCGUCGCGUUUCUCGAUCGUAACUUACGGUGUAGUUUCCGAUUAAUUUUGCAGGGAGCACGGGAGAUAUGUUAAAAGUCGCGAAACCCAACGAAUUCGAUUUAGUUUUUAAGCUGCAAAUUCCGUAUUACGAAAGCAUCAUCGUGUCGCGAGAUUCUAAUAUUCCGGGCAAUGUAUUUCUCGACAUGACGCGCGUUUUAAAACUUCUUGAAGAGAAUCCCCGCGAGGAUUACCAGAGAUUUCGAAAAUUGCUUCAGGUACAAUUAGUCAACGCGCAAAACUUCCUCGACGUUGAUAAGCUUUGUUCCUGGCUUCAAAGUCUUUUUUCCCGAUCUCUCAACCGUAUCGCGAACUGCUUGGAGGUGGAUGGUAUUUUGUCUCAACUGAAAUAUAGGAUAUGUGGGCCGGCCCACACCAUUUUUGUUAAUGGAGAUCUGGAGUACUCGGUCGACUUUGUACCAGCCAUUCGUUUGGGGGCCACACAGAACGUGUUGCUUCCGGGUCCACUGAGAUACUUUAACCGAGCUAAUUUAACUUACUGGGAGGCAAUCCCCAAACCCCUGAAAAUUCAAACCCAAACUAGCAGCAUCUCAUUUAGGUCCUCCUUUUACGCCGCGGAAAGGGAGAUGUUGCGGGAUAAGCCAGAGAGCUGCCGGGAUGCAAUAAAACUUAUGAAGAAUUUUCGCGAUGUUAGGACCAACUUAGGUCACCUUAAGAGCUACUACAUUAAAACUUUGUUUCUUUGGAAAAUUAGGAACGAACCAGAGGCCUACUGGCACAUGCCGGUCACAGUCAUUUUACCUGAUAUGUUUGACGAACUGGCGCAUUGCUUAAGGCAUGGUGUUCUUCCCUUCUACUGGGACCCUGAAUUAAAUAUGCUCGAAGUCCUGACAACGGACCAAGUGUUGGAAAUGUACCUAUGUGUGCAAAAAAUCCCUACCGCGCUAAGGGGAGGGAGAUACGGAGACCGUCAGAAGUGUUACUCCCGAAUUGACAUUCUUAGGGUGUUCAGUCACAAGAACAGAAAGAAAAGUAGGGUUAACAAGCCAAAAUGGAAUGGUAUUGAACGGAUGAAAUCUAUACCCAAUGUAUGUACAUAAAUAUAUAAUCCAAUCAAAAAAGCCCUAAGAACAAAUAAAAAGGAAGAUAUCUACAAAGUACUGGCCCUUUCAAAUUUUGAAAAAUUAGAAAUCAAGAAUUGUGGGUAUUAUUUAAUCAUCAAUUACCGUUAUAUAUGUAAAAUUAAAUUUAUUUUG
Molecule: messenger RNA, 1461 nt
Organism: Drosophila eugracilis
Lineage: Eukaryota; Metazoa; Arthropoda; Insecta; Diptera; Drosophilidae
Gene: cGlr2
Product: cyclic GMP-AMP synthase
Exons: 3
Coding region: 274-1305 (343 amino acids)
Source: RefSeq, a predicted model, not a curated record